Messenger RNA from Loxodonta africana (African savanna elephant), 368 nucleotides. RefSeq names its product G protein subunit gamma 8 (gene GNG8). The transcript is spliced from 3 exons. Gene Ontology annotation, molecular function: G-protein beta-subunit binding. Gene Ontology annotation, cellular component: heterotrimeric G-protein complex. NCBI's taxonomy places the organism in Eukaryota, Metazoa, Chordata, Mammalia, Proboscidea, Elephantidae. Gene Ontology annotation, biological process: G protein-coupled receptor signaling pathway. Bases 95 to 307 code for a protein of 70 amino acids. The record is from RefSeq and is a predicted model, not a curated record.
CGGUCCUGAACAGCAACAGGACCCAGAGGUGCCCUAGCCUAUCCCCGUGAGUCCUCACUCCCACCCGGCUCUUAGCCCCUUCCCCGCUGCAACCAUGUCCAACAACAUGGCCAAGAUCGCCGAGGCCCGCAAGACGGUGGAACAGCUGAAGCUGGAGGUGAACAUCGACCGCAUGAAGGUGUCGCAGGCGGCGGCCGAGCUCCUGACCUUCUGUGAGGCUCACGCCAAAGACGACCCGCUGGUGACACCAGUGCCCGCCGCCGAGAACCCCUUCCGCGACAAGCGCCUCUUCUGCGUCCUGCUGUGAGCGUACCCGACAGCUUACCCUCCGCUCCCGAAGUAUGAAUUCAAUAAACGUGACGACUGUG